GUGCCACUACCUCUCUCCGUCCGUCUGCCUGCUUGUCUCUCUCGCUGUGCUGUGGCAAUGGCUCCAAAAUCUUCAACAUGUCUGGAGCGUUACGGUUACGAUUUGCUGUUGGGAUCCAUUGCUGCGUUCUACGUGAUCAUGGUUCCGUACACUAAGGUUGAAGAAAGCUUCAAUGUUCAGGCAAUGCAUGAUAUUCUUUAUCAUCGACAUCACUUGGAUAAUUAUGAUCAUUUGGAGUUCCCUGGAGUGGUUCCUCGCACUUUUAUUGGAGCCUUGCUUGUAUCAAUUUUGGCAUCUCCACUUAUAUUGGCAAUGAAAUUGCUGCACUUGCCAAAGAUUUAUGGUCUUUUUGCAGUUCGAAUGGCAUUAGGGUGCAUCAUAUUAAGUAUGCUACGAUUUUUCCGUCUUCAGAUUAGAGAUAAGUUUGGAAAUCAUGUAGAAGCUUUCCUCGUAAUACUAACUGCACUCCAGUUUCACUUGCUGUUCUACUGUACCCGACCUCUUCCUAAUAUACUGGCUUUUGGUGCAGUUAAUUUGGCUUAUGGACAUUGGUUGAAGGGGAACUUUUAUGCUGCAUUAAAUUGUUUGAUUUUUGCUACAAUCAUCUUUAGAUGUGACAUGCUGUUACUUCUUGGCCCUCUUGGACUGAUGCUUCUGUUGACCAAGUCAAUUUCACUAUGGAAGGCAUUAAAGUGCUGCAUUGGGAUGGCUCUGUUGUGCAUAGGUCUUACCAUCUUUGUUGAUUCAAUUAUGUGGAAGAGGAUACUGUGGCCUGAAUUUGAAGUUUUUUGGUUCAACUCUGUUCUGAAUCGAAGUUCUGAGUGGGGUACACAUCCCUUUCACUGGUACUUCACUUCAGCGCUCCCACGCUCAUUGCUUGUUGCAUAUCCUCUGUUUCUGAUUGGGCUGUUACUUGACAGAAGGGCCUUGUCCUUCGUGCUUCCAGUUUUGUCAUUUGUUAUACUUUACUCUAAGCUUCCCCACAAGGAGCUUCGUUUCAUUAUUAGUUCAGUUCCAAUCUUCAACUUAUCUGCAGCAAUUGGAGCUACUAGAAUCUACAACAACAGGAAGAAAAAUUUCUGGAAGUUGCUUUAUUUCAUUAUGCUGGGACUACUAUUAAUCAGUGUAGGAUGUACUAUCAUUACUUUCAUGGCAUCGUUAGAGAAUUAUCCUGGCGGUCAUGCUUUGAGAGAUUUGCAUCAAAUUGGCCAUCUUGCUAACAAUACAAAUGAGCAGUGGGUGCACAUUGAUCCCUUUUCAGCCAUGAAUGGAAUAUCCCGCUUUUGUGAAUAUGAUUUCCCGUGGAGGUAUUCUAAAGAAGAAGGGAUCCCAUUACACGAAUUUUGCCAUAGAAAUUUUACCUAUCUUAUAAAUGAACAUCCGACUGUUGAUGGAUUCAAGUGUCUAUUCACCAUAAAUGGGUUCUCACGUGCUCGUCUUCAAGCUCACUUCCCACCAGUUUUACUGGUUAAAGAACCCAAAGUUUAUAUUCAUGGAAACAUACUAAACAAAGAUGUCAUGGAUAGAAAUUGGCCAGGGUGCUGGUGACUAUAUGAGUUGGAACCUUUUGUUUGAAGUUUUCAUUUUAUGUGAAGGCUGAAGAGUGUAACAAACUGUACCCGAUGGAGCUCCUACUUUGUUGAAGAUGAAACGGUGGCCAGUUCUGCAAUGUUGUUUAACUCGUUUCUUUGUCUAAUUUAAUUUACGUUCUUAGAAUACCAAGUAAGAGCAUACCCAGUUUUCAGACCAAUUUUGACUUGAUUAAAACACAAGUGUCAUAUUUUUAGUAGGACACCUAUUUUUAUUUA
This is a messenger RNA of Juglans microcarpa x Juglans regia, 1808 nucleotides long. RefSeq names its product dol-P-Man:Man(7)GlcNAc(2)-PP-Dol alpha-1,6-mannosyltransferase. Lineage: Eukaryota; Viridiplantae; Streptophyta; Magnoliopsida; Fagales; Juglandaceae. Bases 58 to 1548 code for a protein of 496 amino acids. The transcript is spliced from 20 exons. Gene Ontology annotation, molecular function: alpha-1,6-mannosyltransferase activity. Gene Ontology annotation, biological process: protein N-linked glycosylation. Gene Ontology annotation, cellular component: endoplasmic reticulum membrane. The record is from RefSeq and is a predicted model, not a curated record.